This is a messenger RNA of Eruca vesicaria subsp. sativa (arugula), 2005 nucleotides long. The record is from the annotation of a GenBank genome assembly. Lineage: Eukaryota; Viridiplantae; Streptophyta; Magnoliopsida; Brassicales; Brassicaceae.
CUUUGGUGAGUUUAAUUAGUUAAAUUCUUCUUAUUACAAACUCUCCUCUUUUCUUUUCUUCAUCGGUUCUGUCUGUAAACUACUUCCACGAACUUGGGUUUGACUUCACCUUUUUUGCUUUGAUAAAUCAUUUCACACUUUGUCUUCUCUCUCUCUCUCUAACUAGUGUUUUAAUUUUGUCUUCUUCAGCCCCAGAUCACUUUGAUGUUUGUUUCUCAGUUACUCAUCAUAGUUUCCAGCACAAAAUCCUGAGAUCCGACCAGCUUAUGAUCCUCUCUCUCUCUCCUUAGAGCCACACUUACUGAUCAAUCUCCCAUCAGUAGCUUCUCUCUGAAAAAAAAUCCGAUCCCAUUGCUCAUCUUUGUCAAAAUCUGACUUCGGAGCGGAUAUAUAUAAUGCUUGAUUGCUUCCAUGUCAAUACUGUGUUGUGUUCCUGUAAUUGAAUGUGUAUACUGCUUGGGCUGUUCCCACUGGCUAUGGAAGAAAUGUAUGUACUCAGCAGGCCACGAGAGCGAGAGUUGGGGAUUAGCCACUUCUGACGAGUUCGUCCCCAUCCCUAGGCUCUGCCGUUUCAUCUUAGCCGUCUACGAGGAGGAUCUCCACAACCCCAUGUGGGCACCUCCUGGUGGUUACGGCCUUGACCCACAUCAAGUCAUCCUCAAGAAAGACUAUGACCAGACUCAAGGUCGUGUCACCCCUUACAUGAUCUACUUGGAUCACGAUAAUGACUCUGUUGUCUUGGCCAUUAGAGGGCUUAACUUGGCUAAGGAGAGUGAUUACGCAGUUCUGCUUGAUAACAAACUUGGACAGACUAAGUUUGAUGGAGGUUAUGUGCACAACGGGUUGUUAAAGGCUGCCAUGUGGGUUUUUGAGGAGGAGCAUGAGGUUUUGAAUAGAUUACUUGAGGAAAACCCGAGUUAUUCUUUAACGUUUGUUGGGCAUUCUCUAGGUGCAGGGGUUGUGUCCUUGUUGGUCUUGUUUGUGGUUCAGAACCGGAGUAGGUUAGGGAACAUAGAGAGGAAGAGGAUAAGAUGCUUUGCUAUUGCUCCUCCAAGGUGUAUGUCUCUCCAUCUUGCAGUCACUUAUGCUGAUGUCAUCAACUCUGUGGUUCUACAGGAUGAUUUUUUACCUCGGACUACCACGGCUCUGGAGGAUGUCUUCAAGUCAAUCAUCUGCUUGCCAUGCCUGUUGUGUCUCACAUGUGUGAAAGAUACAUUCACAUUCGAGGAGAAGAAGCUUAAGGAUACCAGGCGUCUAUAUGCCCCUGGUAGAUUAUACCACAUCGUUGUGCGCAAGCCCUUGAGAUUAGGAAGAUAUCCUCCUGUUGUGAGGACAGCUGUUCCAGUAGAUGGGAGGUUUGACCAGUUAGUUCUCUCAUGUAAUGCGACAGCAGAUCACGCCAUCAUCUGGAUUCAAAGGGAAUCACAGAGAGCUCUCGAUUUGAUGCUGGAAGAGGACCAAGUUAUGCAGAUACCUGUGGAGCAGAAAAUUGUGCGCCAGAAAUCAGUUGUUGAGGAUCAUGAAGAAGAAUACAGAGCGGCUAUCAUGAAGGCGGCUUCUCUGAACAUACCCAUGUCUCCAUCACCAUCAUAUGGAACAUUCCAUGAUACAGAAGAAGGAGAAAGCUCUGCAGGAGGAUCACUCAACGAAGGUUCCCCAUCCAUGUGGUCCUUCAAGGGAAUGAAAAGAAAAUGGAAUCAGUUCGUAGAUCGUCAUUUUCCUAUGGAUGAUGAUGACAGUGGACAUAUGAGAUUCAAGAAAGAGGAAUCUUAAACUUUGUUGUGUAGGUAAAAAAACACUAAAUCUUGUUAUAGGUGGUGUACAUGUAGAAUGUAGAGAUAUAGAAUCAGAAAAGCAUAGAAGUAGAUUGUCGAGAGAUUAAGAAUUUUCUUCAUUGAUUUUGCGAUAUCUGAUGUGAAGAUAUUGCAGUACCUUCUGUGUAGUAGAGCUUGUUCUGUUGCUUUCUAGUAUUGUUGUAUACAACUACAAAAUUGGUUUUGACUCC